GGUUCGAAUGGUUAGAGCUGCUGGAGCCGACGGCUGAAGGAGCCCGGGAACGGUUACCUCCUCCCUUGCCCUCGCUCCUAUCUGCGUCUCCCGGGAGGCCCUGGCGCCGCCUCUGCGGGGGCGCGCUCCGGAGCUCGCCGCUUGAGGCGGUCACGCGCACGCAGGGCCGUGCGCCCGCGCGCUCCCUCCGAACCCGGAAGUGCGAGGGAGAGCGGGCCACGUGGGUGGAGCUGGAGCGCAGCGCGCAUGGGGGAGGCAAUCCCGCUGGCCGCCCCGGUCCCGGUGGAACAGGCCGUGCUGGAGACGUUCUUCUCUCACCUGGGUAUCUUCUCUUACGACAAGGCCAAGGACAAUGUGGAGAAGGAACGCGAGGCCAACAAGAGCGCGGGCGCCAGCUGGCUGUCGCUGCUGGCGGCCUUGGCGCACCUGGCCGCGGCCGAGAAGGUCUAUCACAGCCUCACCUACCUGGGGCAGAAACUAGGAGGCCAGUCGUUCUUCAGCAGGAAGGAUUCCAUCCGCACCAUCUACACGUCCCUGCACAACGAGCUGAAGAAGGUGGUGGCUGGCCGCGGUGCCCAGGGCGGGACGGCGCCUCACGUGGAAGAACUGCUUUCCCACCUGUCGGAGCAGCUCUGCUUCUUCGUCCAGGCCCGCAUGGAGAUCGCAGACUUCUAUGAGAAGAUGUACACACUCAGCACACAGAAGUUCAUCAAUGCUGAAGAGCUCGUUGGCCUUUUGGACACCAUCCUCAAAAAAUACAGCUCCAGGUUUCACCACCCGAUCCUCAGUCCGUUGGAGAGCAGCUUUCAGCUGGAGGUCGAUGUCCUGAGCCAUCUGCUGAAGGCCCAGGCCCAGGUCUCGGAGUGGAAGUUCCUCCCGUCUCUCGUUAAUCUCCACAGCGCUCACACCAAGCUGCAGACCUGGGGCCAGAUCUUUGAAAAACAGCGGGAGACCAAGAAGCAUCUGUUCGGAGGGCAGUCUCAGAAGGCAGUUCAGCCCCCACACCUCUUCCUCUGGCUGAUGAAACUCAAAAACAUGCUGCUGGCCAAGUUUAGCUUUUACUUCCACGAGGCGCUGAGCCGGCAAACGACUGCUUCAGAAAUGAAAACGUUGACUGCCAAAGCCAACCCCGACCUCUUUGGAAAGAUUUCCAGCUUCAUCAGGAAAUAUGACGCUGCCAAUGUGUCCUUAAUUUUUGACAACCGAGGUUCCGAGAGCUUUCAGGGUCAUGGCUAUCACCACCCCCACUCGUACAGAGAGGCCCCGAAGGGUGUGGACCAGUAUCCAGCUGUGGUGUCUCUGCCCAGUGAUAGGCCGGUCAUGCACUGGCCCAAUGUCAUCAUGAUCAUGACUGACCGCACGGCCGACCUGAACAGCCUGGAGAAAGUGGUCCACUUCUACGAUGACAAAGUUCAGAGCACCUACUUCCUAACCCGCCCAGAGCCUCACUUCACCAUCGUCGUCAUUUUUGAGUCAAAGAAAUCUGAGAGAGACUCCCACUUUAUUUCCUUCCUCAAUGAACUCUCACUUGCCCUUAAGAACCCCAAAGUUUUUGCCAGUUUGAAGCCUGGAUCCAAAGGAUGACAGUGGUUUUGUGUGAGAGGUUUUUCAAGACUGUGAUUUUGUUCUUAAUUGCUCUAAUGAUCUGCAGUGGCCUGUGAUUAGGGUUUAUAUCCCUUCAUGCUUCUCUCAGAGCUAAAUUAAAGACAAAGCCUCCCUAAUUGUGUUGCACACUUUUGAAUUAAGUAUCCAAAGAGUAAUCUAGGAAGUGACCACAGGCUACUGUGCAUCUCCCAUGGUACUGCAGCAUAGCUUCAGUAUUUUCUCCUGUUUUCCUGUAAUAUAUGUCUAUUACGUAUUUAUUGAGCUUUGCUUUUUCUUUCCAGAUAUUUUUAAUUGUUCUAAACAUUGUGUUUUAGUGCAAUUUGAAGCACCUUCUCUCCCUUCUUCUUGGAAUAAUAAUUGGGAUCAGAUAUUAAAUGGCCUUUUUCGGAUGAAAGACUACAUGUUUGUUAUCUCAGAUUAGUACGUCAAUAUGGAAUUACUAGUUUUAUGAUUCUGACCUACGUGUUAAUAUUGGUGAUGCUCAAACAGGGUCCUGGUAAGGAAGUCCUUUGAGCUACAAAAAUGGAAGGUGAAUCAGAUCAGUAGCAUAAGACCUACACGGGUGACUGCACACCUGACUGCGUUUGUUUUUACCCGUAUGGAGUUUGGAUUUUUCGUUGUUUUAAAGUCAGCAUAAGCCAUCGUAUGCAUUUUCUUCUGUCCUCAGCAUACUGCCUGCGUGGCUUUGUGUUGAUCAGUUUUCUGCUGAAAUGUAUGUUCAUGUUUGCCUCCUCUCCCUCCCUGGUUAUUUUAGGCUCGGAAACUGUGCAGUCUUGGUUUUUCAGCCACUUUGAGAUUCUCGUGCAAUGAAACCUACUUUUACAAAAGCAAAAUGAAGGGCUUGAUAAAAAUCAAUGUGUGCAUUCAGAAGACCUCUUCAUAGCUGAGAAAUCAACUGAGUGCUUAAGCACACCUGAACGUGGGUUUCCUGCCUGCCUCCCUUGCGUUAGGUUUAGAAGCAGUGCUGCAUUUGGUACAUGCUGCCUCAGCGCCUUCCUUCAGCAGGAGCUAAUGGGGACGUAGGGGGAUCAGAGAAGGCAUAAUGGGCUGUGGAGACGUUACUUCUGUGUUACUGAUUCAGAAUAAAGAAGCCAGAGAGAGUAAUUGGGUUGUUACUCCUUGACAGUUCCUUCAUAGCUUGUAUGAAAUGUAACGGUCAGAUCAGUCUUGUGUCUCAUGAUUGUACAGAGCACUGUUUCACUGGGCGUCCACAGCAGGCGUGCCAGUGACGCUAGAAGAGCCCAGACUGCCCUGCCUGUCCGUCGGGACUGCCUGGUAGAGGAACCCAUCGGCCUGCUUUCUGGGGGAACAUGUGUAUUUCUGUCCAUCUGUCCCUUCUUUCAUCCCUCCUUUUCUGUUUUUCAAUAAAGGUCAUAUGAUUUGUAAAAAGCCCGUUUUUUUUUUUUUUUUCCUAAAUAGAAAGUAGCAAUUUACAUUUUAUUCAUUCAGGUUCUGUAAAAAUCUGAAGAGAUUUUACAACAUUGACCUUACAUAAGCAAAUUGAAGACAAUUGGAACUAAAAAGUCAAAUUACUUUUCCUUUUGUGUUUUGCAAAAAGAAAAAAAAUGAAGAGUAUUCUUAGAUUGCAUAUAUUUUUUCCUAGAUAAAACCACCAGUAGCAUUAAUGAUAAGGUCCCCCAUGGGCCUUAAAGAACUUAUGCUUCAGUGGAACGCAGCGAGGGUAUAAAUAAAACAUAUCUGCAGUAUCUAAGUAAGCAAAUAGGCACAUGUUCAAAUUGUGUAUUUAUUUUUAAACAUUUUAAUCAUAAAAGGAAUUUACAAAGAACAGAACACAUGUGAAUAUUAAAUCUAAACAUAUUCAUAAAUCACUAUGCAGCUGUCAGAGUAUACUGGAGAAGUUCUUAAAUAUUCAAUAUUGAUACUUUAAUCCUAAACUCUUCAAUGAAGUUUUCUAGUUAUAAAAAUACUCCAUAUUUUGUUAAAACAAAAAAUAGAUUUUUACUCUUAAGAUUUAUCCUCUAAGUACAAGAAUGAUACAAUCUGUAAUGUCUCUGUUUGGCUCAUUGGAAGAGUAAAUCUGCAUAUUUUCUGCAGAAUGCUUACUUUGAAAUUUAUUUCUAAACCACAAGUUGAUAAAUUUUUAUGGGUAGCUGGAAACAUGGUCAACAUAGCCCGCCAAGGAGGCCGGAAAGGAGUGUUUCAUAUUAGGAUGAGCUUUUCCAACUUUGUCCUCUGUUGGGUCCAGUCUGAUAAUCUGACUGUGUCAUUUUAGGGAGUGUGUGAAAAUAAAACCUGAUUCUUAACUGAGGAGCCAAUGCCCUUUAUAAAAUUCCUUUUGUGCUUUUGGACAUGUUGGGAGAAAGUCACUUGCAGGAAAGAAUCGUUGGUGCUGCUGUCCCAGUGGGCGGUGUUUAACACACAUCCACCCUUUGGACCGGGCUGCAGACCUGCAGUUUUGUUCCCUUGGCAAGUCAGCCUCUGAGCUCAACUUCUCUGUCUGUGAACUGGGAAUGCCCAGAAAACGUGGGGUGCCUUUUUCAAAGGAUAGCAGAAGGCUGGAAUGAGAUCACGCCCUUGAAAAGGGCUUUGCAGACCUACUGAAGUUUGAAAGCUAUGCAAAGAUGGGCCACCCUUCCCUUAAACGCCUCCUGUUCUCUCCAAGUCCGUGGCAAACCUGUGCUUAGUCAUUAAGUUUGAUGACUACUCAACAAACCGGGACAGAAGAGGAGACAGAUAAAUGCCUAACCAACACACACCCCCUCUCCCUAUUUUAGAAUCUUUGUGGUUCUUUGUUCCAGAGGUUUCACGGUUACUUGGUAGUAUCAUCUCAGUCCUUCCAUAUUACUGAAUUUUGGAGUUAACAUCUCCCACUAUGACUGUGGGCAUGUGUCUUUCUUCCUUUGUUAGUUUUUCCACCCUGUUCUGUGGAGCCCUUUUAUGAGGCCUAAAUUUCUAUUUUUUGCUGUCUUUCCAUGUAUUCACUCAUCACAGUAAAAUUUCCUGCUUUAUCUCUAAGAGUCUGCUUGGAAGUCCAUUUUGCCUCUACUUGGCCAUGGCCGUGCUAGCUUGCUGAGCUUAUGUUUGCUUACAAUGUCUUUUUCCAUUUUCUCACUUUACCCCUCCUUGUACCUUUGUAUUUAAAGUGUCUGCAGUAAGAACUGAAAAGGGAUUGAAAGGGCGACCGUCUCAGCCUUUUGAUUGGAGUGUUUAGCUCAUUUCUCGUAGGUUUUACAGCAGGAUUUUGAUGACUGUGUCCUUGAACUUUCACUUAACAUGGUUUUUGCUUUUUUUCCUCCUUUCAUACUGGGAGUUAGAGCAAGAGGCUUCAUCAGAUUCAGUAUUUCUUUUGGUAAUGCAGUACUGUGUUUCUUAUUAGAAGGCAGCUAGUAUCUGGCAUUGCCUACAUAGGUUAUAUCAUUAUAGGUUACAAAAUGGUGAAAUCCUAAUUAUCGCUUUGUCAUUUGUGGGCCCAGAACAACACACCUGUGAUGAGAAACGUACCCUUCAACUACUUGAUGCAUAUAGGAAUGAUGGGGUAAAUCCUUGAUGCUUUUGCCUCUUUAAAGCCUGUUUUUAAAGAAGUGUGUAUCCGUUUGUAAGGAUUUCUGCCUCUUGGGUUAACUUUGAAGCAAAGCAGCCAUUUCGCCCCCUUACCACAGGAUACUUUUCUGUAAAUGUUAUGACCUUCCCUCAUUUCUUCCUCCUCACAGUUUCUCUCUCUCUCUCUUUCUCUCUCUCUCUCAUUAAAGAUUUUUAUUUAUUUGAGGGGUAGAGUUACAGACAGAGGGAGAGACAGGCAGGUCUUCCAUCUGCUGGUUCAUUCCCCAGAUGGUGGCAAAGGCCAGAGCUGACCCCUAUCCAAAGCCAGGAUCUUCUUCUGGGUCUCCCACGCAGGUGCAGGGCCCAUCUUCUACUGCUUUCCCAGGCCACAGCAGAGAGCUGGAGUUUCUCUUACUGUUUCCUCUUCCUUCCUCCAACCGCUCCCCGCAUUUCCUUUCUUUCCCUCCCGUCUUUUCGUUCCUGGUAUCUUCCUCACCAGUUCCACUUUAGUCAUUCCUCAUGCCUCUGUCCAGAAGACCCCAGUGGUUCUGACCGAGUUUUGAAAAGCAGCAUCAUUUUAGUAGCUUUUACAACCAGGUGGUCUUUUUCACGUAGUAAGGAAGGAAUACAUUCAGGGGAACAAUUUGAUGUUACACUUGGGAACUAGCCACUUUGUGAACAUACAGAACUGUUGUGGAUUAGACAAGGCUGGGCUCCUAAAACUCAUACAGACUUUUGGACCCCACACAGUGGAUUAGUGUUGACAGUGGAUUAGGAUGCAGGGGUCUGCAGCGGGCCUUUGGGAAGUGCCUGGAUUGAUUAGGUUGCUAGGGUGGAGCCCCGUGGGCAGAUCGAGCUGGCUCUAUAGAGACUUCCCAGAGUGCAGAGGAAGCGAGUUUCCCAGGUCUCUCCUUCCUGGCUCACCAUUGGCUGGGGUCCCCAGAGGCCGGACUGCUGAGGUUGCCCUGUCUUGAACUGUGAACCACCAAACCGUAAGUCAAACCUUUUCCGAGAAGCCCCGGUCGGCUUUUGUUGAAAGCAACAAAAAGCUAACUAACAGAAAUGACCCUCAACUAACUACAGCCAGGCAGAACUGUAUGUAUGAAAGAGACCAUUUGGCUGAAAAACGUACUUUGAAACUAAAAUGUUUGCAAGUACAUUUUUAUUAUGUAACUUAUUAAGCAAAAGAUCACUUGUAAUUUAUUCUAAUUAGGGAGUGUAUGAAAGCAUUAAAUUAGCUUCUGAUUUCUUUAAGUAAAAGUAUAAAAAAAUAGCUUUUAUUUCUUCUUCUUCCUGAGGGGAAAAAGUGCCGCCAGAACUCCAAGAAAGCCCUGUAGGUAGAAGUUAAUUUGGCAAUCCCCACUCUACUUUUCUACCAGGUUCCUAUUACUAAUGCAAUUAUCCCAUGGCCGUUUGCCUGAAUUAUUCUAAACUGCUUCUCCAUAGGAGAGGAGUCAGAAGAAAGGGACCUGAUGUGUGCUUCUGGCUUUGGAGAUUCUUAUGUAAAUCCAUAAGGCUUCCUUAAUGCACUGUGUCUGGACUUGUCUGCAGGUUUCUUCGAUCUGCUUUCGAUGACCACGUCUGUUUCUAGGGUGCUUUAAGACCAUGUGGAAUGAGUAAAAUUUCGACACUUGAGAUGGAGAGAGGCGAAGGGGUUUGCUUUCUGUGGCCCCCUUCUGAUGUGGGGAGGCUACUGCACCGUGUAGUGUGUUCUGCUUAGCUGUGCAGUGGCAAUCGCAGGGAAAUGGAGAGUGCCACUUGACAUCGUCCUAGGAGACUUUGGGACUUCAGCUAACUUUAUCCCCAGUGUUGUGUCUGAGCCAGUGCAAACAGAGGAGCACCACACAUUGAUAAAAUUUGAGGGUCCUUUAUUGCCAGGCGGUGGAGAGCGGGCUCAUGCCCUAAAGAACUCUUGACCCCCAAGUUCAAAGCAAUGAGGUUUAUAAAAGCAAAAGCCACAAGGAGAGGGGUGGGUAUCCAUGGUUAAUAGAGUCAAGCUGACGUAAAGCAUAUGGGACACUGAUAUCAGUUACCAUGUUGAUAAUACCAACUAUAGUCUUGACGUUAUUCCAAGUGUCAACCUAAAUCCUAUGUGGGAUGCAGACAAAUUAGAAUCCUAACAUGAAUCCAGGUGCAUCCUAUCUGUUUGAAGAUUGAACAAUCAUGCUAAGGAGUUUCUAUGCUCUACCAAGUGGGAUGCAGUGUGCUGUUAUUGUGUUAAGUUUUAGACCAUAGUUAGUUUCAGACCAUAGUCUCACGAUGUGUGUGUGUGUAGAUGCUUUCCCAAGAAUGGCGUCUAUGGGCCGGCACCGCGGCUCAAUAGGCUAAUCCUCCACCUAGCGGCGCCGGCACAUCGGGUUCUAGUCCCGGUCGGGGCACCGGAUUCUGUCCCAGUUGCCCCUCUUCCAGUCCAGCUCUCUACUGUGGCCCAGGAGUGCAGUGGAGGAUGGCCCAAGUGCUUGGGCCCUGCACCCCAUGGGAGACCAGGAUAAGUACCUGGCUCCUAACUCCUGCCUUCGGAUAGGUGCCGUGCACCGGCCGCAGCACGCUGGCCGCGGUGGCCAUUGGAGGGUGAACCAACGGCAAAAGGAAGACCUUUCUCUCUCUCUCACUGUCCACUCUGCCUGUUUAAAAAAAAAAAUGGAGUCUAUGGUGAUCUAAAAUGGAGUCCCUACUGUCAAGGUGCCCCUUCACUAGGGGGUGAAUUUUACACUUGUUGCUCUUAGAAACUUUAGCAUAAAUAUAGACUCCAGGUAAAUCUGAAAAUCUGAUGCCUGAUUUGUCUGGGAUUUAUGACUCACGUGAAUGACUUCCUAGGUUAGGUCUAGUUUCAUUUCAAGUUUAAUGUGACAAGAUAUGGCAGUGCAGGAUACUCCUCACCCCACAGGGAAGGUCUCUGUCUCUCCAUUUAGGCCAGUGUUGGAGCAGAAGCAGGUAGAGGACACCCAUGACUUUAUAGUAUUCAACUUAACAACUGUUAAACAUCAAUCAUACUAAGGGUGGUGAUGUUAUAGUCAACCAAGAACAACAUGGUGCCUGCUUGGUUGGUGCUUCUAAUGGGGAGAGCUGGAUCCAAGCAGCCAGGAGCUGAGAGUGCUCCUCUAACCAAUAAGGUAAUGAAUAGUCUUCAGACUGGUUUUGCUUGCAUUCUUCCUUCCAAAUUUCAGAAAAAUUAUGAUAUUCUGAUGAAUUUUUUAAAAAGAAAAAAAUCAUCAUUAACAUUAUUUUCAAAUAGCCUCAAAGGAUGUAUUUGAGUAUGUAUUGUAAAUAUUGAUGUUUAAAAUGAAAAUGUUAAUUGCUCUUUUAAAUGUAUCCAAUAAAAUCUUGGUAUAAUAGGGACUUGGUAGCUACCAUUUGCCAUAUUUACAAAUGCCUUAAUGAGCUCUGUAACAGUUGGAGAUAUUUUGAAUGAAUUCUUUUGCUUCUUGAAUUCCAUUUUACUGAUUUCAGUUUUAUACUAUGAUGAUUUUUUGUUUGAAAAUUUUAUUGAUCUCACCACUACCUACUUCUCAGCAUAUUAUAUACAAGGAUAUUUCAAGAAAAAAUGAUGGAAAAUUGAACUAGGAAACGUUUAUUUUGGUGCAAAGCAAUUUGAAAUCCAUGCAUAUGAUGGUCUUUUAAAAGUUGAUGAAAAGUAUGUAUUAUGAAAAAGCCAUGCAUGGAUUUCAAAAUAGUUUGCACCAAAUUUUAUCUUUUAAUUGAAUUUUCCACAAACUUUUUUGAAGUGCCUUCAUUUAUAGGUAUGUGUAUAUAUGUAUGUAGAUAAAGGUUCUUUGUCUUACUGUAGGCAUUAAGAGUUUAAUGAUCAAAUGACAUAUAUUAAAAAUGUUAAUAAAUACCAAACAAAAAGUUGCAUUUAAUUUGAAAAGCAUCUUUCAAUGAAAUCAAUAUCUGUAGUGAUUAUGGUGACUUGGUUAAAAAAAUUGUCUAAAUGCCCCUUACACACUACCCACCCCAUAUUGAGAACUGUGAAGAGUGUGCGAUUUUACCUUACUUGUUGGCUAACGAGGUAGCCUGCCACAGUUUCAUAAAUGCUGGCAGAAGACAUAAGACAGUUAUUACAGCAAUUGCAGUAACUGGAACAUCACCGUAUUUGCAUUGGUUUUCCGAGCUCUGGUUCCUAGGGGACCCAUGUGGAUGGUCCCAGAUGGAUGCUUGCUCAUCACAGUGAGUUAUAUUUCAGGAGAUGCAUUCUGAUUUUAGGAAUCCAAAGUAUUUGGUGGUCAGUGAGCUGCCUUCCACUUGGCUCUGGGGGAAUCAUUAUUGCUUUAGACAGGAAGCAUAUUAGUUUCCUAGGGCUAUGUUUUCCAUAUGUCUACUUAGCUUCUGGUGGUUUGCUGAAAGUCUUUGACCUUGUCUCAAAGUUGCAAAACUCUAAUCUCUGCCUUCACCAUCACAUGGCAUUCUCUGUGUCUUUGUGCUUACUUGGCUGUCUUCCUAGAAGGAUACCAGUCAUAGGAACGAAGGGCCAUCCUACUCCAGUAUGAGCUCAUCUUAAUAUGACAUCUGUAACAACACUAUUUCCAAAUGAAGUCAUACUCUGGGGUCCUACAGUUAGUAAUGGGGCAUAUUUUUGUGGGGGUAGGAGAAGCAAUUCAACUCAUAAUAGUGAACUUGAAUGUUCUUUGCUGUAGAGGGACAUAAAAUCUCUAAAUGGAAAACCCUGUCUUCCCAGGAUGCUCUCUAAACACACAUCACUGAUAGUCUGGAACUAAGGGUAGUCACUGGCUCAUUCUCAAGACCUGCACAAACAUUGAAAACCCAUGGAAAAAUGUCUUCUAAUGUACCAUAGUUAACAUGGGUGAGAUCCAUAUU
Molecule: messenger RNA, 9921 nt
Organism: Oryctolagus cuniculus (rabbit)
Lineage: Eukaryota; Metazoa; Chordata; Mammalia; Lagomorpha; Leporidae
Gene: KICS2
Product: KICSTOR subunit 2
Biological process (GO): cellular response to glucose starvation; protein localization to lysosome; negative regulation of TORC1 signaling
Cellular component (GO): KICSTOR complex
Source: RefSeq, a predicted model, not a curated record